Ochotona curzoniae (black-lipped pika) is the source of this 996-nucleotide messenger RNA. RefSeq names its product membrane spanning 4-domains A13 (gene MS4A13). Gene Ontology annotation, biological process: cell surface receptor signaling pathway. Lineage: Eukaryota; Metazoa; Chordata; Mammalia; Lagomorpha; Ochotonidae. The transcript is spliced from 8 exons. Gene Ontology annotation, cellular component: plasma membrane. The record is from RefSeq and is a predicted model, not a curated record. The coding region runs from base 360 to 920 and encodes 186 amino acids.
GACUCCUGCGGUGAUGGCGGUUCUGUCGGGUCUAGAGGAGACCUGGCGUUGAGGGCGGCAGUUACCCGAAGCCCAAAUCUGCCGCUUCAGCCAGGCCCAAGUCUGGCGUGAGGACCCAGAAGAUCCCACAAAGGGCCUGCAGACGCAGUACAGUGACGCGUGGCCUCCCUGUGCAGUCAGGGUCUCACCCAGCCUCCCGCCCUCCAUGUGUCCCUCGGUAUGCAGAAUGGCCCCCGGGAAGUUGACAGUGCCUUGGAUCCAGUCCUGAGAAUCAAGUCAAGUGACACACCAAGACGUUUGCCAAUAAAAAUAUCACCAAAGUUUGAAGAAAAAAAUCACCUUCAGGAAAUGCUGGUAGUAUGGCAUGUGCAUGUGGAAGUUCAAAAAUCUCUAGAGCAGACAGUCUUGUUUUAGGAGCUAUCCAGAUUAUGAUUGGCAUCUUUCAUGUCUUGAUGUGGUAUUUCCUUUUGGUUUUGUACAUGGGACAAGUCAAAGGAGUCUUUGGAACUUAUGAACCUAUAACUUACAAAGCAGGAUGUGCUUUAUGGGGAGUUAUGUUUAUCAUUUCAGGAGCUGUCAUAAUAAGAUCAGCAAAUCAUCCAACUCAGUGCAUGGCUAUGACUGCAUUGAUCAUGAACAUCUUCUCCAUACUCGUUACAAUUGUUGCAGUAAUUCUGGUAAUAGUUGAGUUGUCAAGUUUCAAAUCUGUGUCAUAUAGGAAUUAUGGACAAGCGAAACUUGGGAGGGAAGUCUCCCGCAUCUUGCUGUACUCCUAUCCACUGGAAUUUAUUAUUGCACUUACAUACUCAAUCUGCAGCUGUUCACACUUGAGUAAGAAAAAACGAGAAAGACCACCUCCCUCACCUCCUCCUCGUACACCUGUUACAGAGGACCGCGAGAGCAACGUAUCAAGAGCUUAACAGUACAAGAUUUUGAUUGGCGCUGAUACCUGCUGUGGAUCCUCAUGAGGCUUUGUGCAAAAUAAAAACACAAAAC